AUGGGUGAGAAAGAGAACCCAAUAGUCUUUUUUGAUAUUUCUAUAGGUGGACAACCAGCUGGUCGAAUGAAAAUGGAACUAUUUGCCGAUGUUGUGCCCAAGACAGCAGAAAACUUUAGACAACUUUGUACAGGAGAAUACAAAAAAAAUGGAGUUCCACAAGGAUACAAAGUUAUAAAAGAUUUUAUGGUUCAAGGGGGAGAUUUUAUAAAAGGGGAUGGAACUGGAUCAUUUAGUAUUUAUGGUGAAAAAUUUCCAGAUGAAAAUUUUGAAUUAAAACAUACAGGACCAGGACUUCUUUCAAUGGCAAAUAGUGGAUUAAAUACAAAUGGGUGUCAGUUUUUUAUCACCUGUGCAAAAUGUGAUUUUUUGGAUGGAAAGCAUGUAGUCUUUGGGAAACUAAUUGAUGGAUUGCUUACAUUGAGAAAAAUUGAAAAUGUUUCAACUGGACCUGGAAAUCGACCAAAAUUACCUGUUGUCAUAACAGAAUGUGGACAAUACUAA
Molecule: messenger RNA, 504 nt
Organism: Entrophospora sp. SA101
Lineage: Eukaryota; Fungi; Glomeromycota; Glomeromycetes; Entrophosporales; Entrophosporaceae
Source: the annotation of a GenBank genome assembly